AAAUUUGAAGCAAGCUGAGACGCGGAGGCACGGCCACGAAGCUGAACCCGUCGCGUUUUCCUUGGCUACCUUAGCCACUUGAGACCAGUCAUCAUGCCUAUCCGUGCUCUGUGUACCAUUUGCUCUGACUUCUUCGAUCACUCCCGCGACGUGGCCGCCAUUCACUGCGGCCACACCUUCCACUUGCAGUGCCUAAUUCAGUGGUUCGAGACAGCACCAAGUCGGACCUGCCCGCAAUGCCGAAUCCAGGUCGGUAAAAGAACCAUUAUCAACAAGCUCUUCUUUGACCUUGCCCAGGAGGAGGAGAGUGUCUUAGAUGCAGAAUUCUUAAAGAAUGAACUGGAUAAUACCAGAGCCCUGCUUUCCCAGAAAGAGAAGGAAAAACGAGACAGCCAGCUCAUCAUUGACACUCUGCGGGACACGCUGGAAGAACGCAACACCACUGUUGAAUCCCUGCAGAAGGCCUUAGACAAGGCUGAGAUGCUGUGCUCCACCCUCAAGAAGCAGAUGAAGUACUUGGAACAGCAGCAGGAUGAGACCAAACAAGCACGGGAGGAGGCCCGCCGGCUUCGGAACAAGAUGAAGACCAUGGAGCGGAUUGAGCUCCUACUCCAGAGUCAGCGGCCCGAGGUGGAGGAGAUGAUCCGAGACAUGGGUGUAGGACAGUCAGCGCUGGAGCAGUUGGCUGUGUACUGCGUGUCCCUCAAGAAAGAGUACGAGAAUCUAAAAGAGGCACGGAAGGCCUCAGGGGAGCUAGCCGACAAACUGAAGAAGGACUUGUUUUCUUCCAGAAGCAAGUUGCAGACAGUCUACUCCGAACUGGACCAGGCCAAGUUGGAGCUGAGGUCGGCCCAGAAGGACUUACAGAGUGCUGACAAGGAAAUCGCAAGCCUGAGAAAAAAGCUAACGAUGCUGCAGGAAACCCUGAACCUGCCACCAGUGGACAGUGAGACUGUCAACCGCCUGGUUUUAGAGAGCCCAGCUCCUAUGGAGAUGCUGAACCUGAAGCUUCGCCGGCCAGCCUUCGGUGAUGAUAUUGACCUCAAUGCCACCUUUAAUGUGGAUACUCCCCCAGCCCAGCCCUCCAGCACCCAGCAUGGCCAUGCCAAGAGACUCUUCCCAGAGAAGGCACAUUCUCCCGUUCGGGACGUUCUCAAGAAGAUGCCCAAAGGCCCCAAGCAGGAGUCCCAGCUCUUGCUGGGUGGCCAGCGCUGUCUGGGAGAGCCUGAUGAGGAGCUGGCUGGUGCCUUCCCUGUCUUCAUCCGGAAUGCUGUCCUGGGCCAGAAACAGACCAAGAGGACCAGGGCAGAGCCCUGUCGCAGCACAGAUGCAGUAAGGACUGGCUUCGAUGGACUUGGAGGCCGGACAAAAUUCAUCCAGCCUACUGACAUGACUAUGAUCCGCUCACUGCCCGUUAAACCCAAGCCCAAGGCCAGGGCUAAGCAGAGACUGGGGGCCAGGACAGUGCUCCCUCCCUCCCAGGCCAAGCUGGACACCUUCCUGUGGUAGUGAGAACAGUGAGUCUGAUCAGUGGCCAGAUACAUGCCUCUGACUUAUAGGCCGAGGACCGCUGACUGGCUCGGCAGAUGGUUUGGGGGGCAUGGCCCCUCUUCUAGGACCAGCCCUGAGGACAAGGAUAAACAAGAAGAUGGGGUUGAAGGUGAGGCCCAGGAACUGUGCUUUUCCUGCAUACACACCCUGCCCCACCCCCCAUCAUACUGGAUCUACCUGUGAGAGCUGAUGUGAUCGGCUCACUGUUCCCACCAGCAGGGCUUGCUCCUUAUUCCAGGCUCCCAUUUAUAGCCAUGAUCAGAUGUGGCUGGGCUGCUUCUGGUCCUCUAGACCAGGGUUUUUUGUUGACUGUAAGGACCAAAGUGCUUGAGGCUUCUCAGGCAGCCUCAGCCAGCCCAAGCUUCUGCCUGUCUCUGACUUGCUGUUGGUCUGGGCCAAGCAGGGCGGGGAAUGGGGGAUGGUGGUAGGGAGAGGAGGGGGGCCAGAUUUCUUUGUGAAAUAAAAAAGAUAGAGUCUUUUCUUCCUGACUCUGGGAGUGUAAGUUUGCACUCACUUUGGAGAACUGUCCAGCAUGAUUUUCUAAAGCGGGACCUUCACCUAGACCCAGACCCAGCAGCUUCACCCUUAGGCAUUUGCUUGCUCAUAGGGCACAGGGAGACUGUAGCAAGAGUGAUAUCACCUCAGCUUUGUCCACAGUCUCUAACCUGGGCACAGUGCAAAGGCCAUAAGCAGGAAAGCGAAUGGGUGAACUAGGGUCUAGACACACAGGGAACUCCCAGCAAGCACAACAAAUGACCAGUGACACCCCCCUCUUCUCCACCUUUCAACUCUGCCAGCCAAAUUGCUAGCCUCUGCGUCUUAGCUUCAAAAGCACUUUCUCCCAGAAGACUUCCCUUUGAACUCCUAGCUUGGAUGAGAACCCCUAAACUUUCCUCUCUCACUACUGGAUGGGAGUUCACCUGUUUCUGCAGAUCCCAGCAUGGACCUGGCACAGGGGAGAAUGCUUCAGGCUGAGUGCCCAGCUGCUCUCCAGCAGGUGUGGAGGAGCCUUGGGCUUCUUGGGGAGGAAGUGACGCUCUUGGUUAUGGGAGUUGGACCCCUCUGGUGCUGCCUUGAGACAAGGACGGAUAGGGGAAGUGUAGCAUCAAGUUAAGGGUGCAGUGGCUGGCUAAUAGCUUUCUUAUAGAUCAGUAAUGAACAAUUCAAAUUAUUUUAU
Messenger RNA from Kogia breviceps (pygmy sperm whale), 2728 nucleotides. It is a transcript of the gene TRAIP, whose product is annotated as TRAF interacting protein. The record is from RefSeq and is a predicted model, not a curated record. NCBI's taxonomy places the organism in Eukaryota, Metazoa, Chordata, Mammalia, Artiodactyla, Physeteridae. Gene Ontology annotation, biological process: replication fork processing; protein ubiquitination. Gene Ontology annotation, cellular component: site of DNA damage; nucleus. Gene Ontology annotation, molecular function: ubiquitin protein ligase activity.